Messenger RNA from Grus americana (Whooping crane), 10151 nucleotides. RefSeq names its product neuron navigator 1 (gene NAV1). NCBI's taxonomy places the organism in Eukaryota, Metazoa, Chordata, Aves, Gruiformes, Gruidae. Gene Ontology annotation, cellular component: microtubule cytoskeleton; axon initial segment. Gene Ontology annotation, biological process: nervous system development; neuron migration; microtubule bundle formation. The coding region runs from base 162 to 6431 and encodes 2089 amino acids. The transcript is spliced from 32 exons. Gene Ontology annotation, molecular function: ATP hydrolysis activity. The record is from RefSeq and is a predicted model, not a curated record.
GCCUGCGCGACUCCUCCCCCGGCCCGGCCCGGCCCGGCGCGGGGUCCCUCGGCCGCUCUGCCGCUCUGCCACUCUGCCACCGGCGGCGGCACCGGGCGCUGCCCGCGGGGCCGCGGCGGGACGGGGCGCAGCGAGCGCCUCACCGCAGCCUCCUCGCCAGGAUGAACGGGACGGCCAACGUCAACCCCACCGGCCGCGGCCACUAUGCCUCUGCCAUCCCGGUGCCCUGUGCCGUGGCCCACGGCAAACCGCACGCCGUGGCCCCCCCAAGCGCCUCGGGGCUCCCCAUCCCCCAUGGGGCUCCGUCCCCCCGGCCAGGGAAGGCAGCGGCCCCCGGCCCCAAGCCCCCCAAGCCCAAAGGCGCUGGCAGAGCCGCCGGCCGUGAGCUGGCCGAGGGCAGGGAGGGCAGCCCCGGCGUCCCCCCCCGCGGGGGGCAGAAAGCCCCGGCGAGGUCCCUGAUGUCCCCCGGAAAGUGGCCAGAGGCAGCGGGCAGUGGGAGGAGAGGGGUGGGCAGGGCUGGGGAGCCCCCCGAGCCGCCCAAAGCCCCCCUGGUGCAGGGCAGGGGUGGGGGGCGGCCAGGGGGGUCCCCUGGGAAGGGCAGUGGGGUGGCCGUGGUGGGGACAGGGGAUGAACUCCAUGGCGGCUCGCUGCGCAGGGGCCCUGAGUUCGGGUCGGGGGCCAUCACCUUCUCCUCAGGCCCCCCCCACAGCCACCCUGUCACCGCCACCGUGGCACCCUUCCGGUACCGGCUGCAGGAGGACCCGGAGGAGGAGAGGGCCACAUCCCUGGGUGAUGAGUGCCCCGGUGCUGCGAAGGUCCCUGACCCUGACCCCAAACCCGGAGGCCUGACAGCAGCAGCAGCAGCAGCGCCCGGCGGGUUAAAUGGUUGCAGCGCGGGGAUGCUGGGGAGCAACCUCAAGAGCCUUCCCGACGUGGAGCUGGGCGAGGAGGAGCGCGGCUACCGGCGGGGCCCCGACGGCGGCGCGGUGAUGCCGAGGCGGGCGAAGUCGGCGGCGGCAGCGACGGGGCCGCGGGGCGCGGAGCUCCGCGUCUUCAAGGCGAGCAGCGCGGAGGGACGGCUGCCGGCCGGCUCCAACCUGCGCAAGCAGAAGUCGCUCACCAACCUGGCCUUCCUCACCGACGCCGAGAAGAAGCGGCAGCUCUACGAGCCCCGCUGGAGCGACGACAUGGCCACGGCGGCGGCAACGGGGGCGGCGGCGGGGGGGGGCGGCCGGGGCGGCGGCGGCCACCGCGGCCGGGAGGCGCCCGCCAUGUCGCGGAGCCUGUCCCGCUCCGAGCACUCGCUGCUGCCGCCGCGCCCCGCCGGCCCCGCCAAGCCGCCGCCCGCCGGCAAGCCCAGCCGCAUCCCCCGCGGGCCCUACGCGGAGGUGAAGCCCCUCAGCAAGGCCCCGGAGGCGGGCGGGGGCGGCGGAGGCGGCAAGUGCGACGACGAGCUGCUGGGCGGGAAGGGGCCGGCGGUGGCAGCGGGCGCUGAGGAGAAGCCCUACCUGAAGGUGGACCCCGAGCUGGUGGUGACGGUGCUGGGCGACCUGGAGCAGCUCCUCUUCAGCCAGAUGCUCGACCCCGAGUCCCAGAGGAAGAGGACAGUGCAGAAUGUGCUGGACCUUCGUCAGAACUUGGAGGAGACCAUGUCCAGCCUGAGGGGCUCUCAGGUGUCUCACAGCUCCCUGGAGAUGACCUGCUACGACAGCGAUGAAGCCAACCCUCGAAGCGUCUCCAGCCUGUCCAACCGCUCCUCCCCACUGUCCUGGCGCUACGGGCAGUCAAGCCCGCGCCUGCAGGCAGGGGAUGCGCCAUCGGUCGGGGGGACCUGCCGCUCUGAGGGCACCCCUAGCUGGUACAUGCAUGGCGAACGGGCGCACUACUCGCACACCAUGCCCAUGCGCAGCCCCAGCAAGCUGAGCCACAUCUCCCGCCUGGAGCUGGUCGAGGCGCUGGACACCGAUGACGUGGAGCUGAAGUCAGGCUACAUGAGUGACAGUGAUCUGAUGGGGAAGACCCUGACAGAGGAUGACGAUAUCACCACAGGCUGGGAUGAGAGCAGUUCCAUCAGCAGCGGCCUCAGCGAUGCCUCGGACAACCUCAGCUCGGAGGAGUUCAACGCCAGCUCCUCGCUCAACUCCCUGCCCUCCACCCCCACCGCCUCGCGCAGAAACUCAGCCAUAGCGCUGCGCACGGACUCAGAGAAACGCUCGCUGGCAGAGAGCGGGCUGAGCUGGUACGGUGAGGGUGAGGACAAGGCGCCCAAGAAGCUGGACUACGACAGCAGCAGCCUCAAAAUGGAGCACGGCUCCUCCAAGUGGCGGCGGGAGCCCUCGGAGGGCGGUGAGGAGGGGCCCAAGGGUGGCGAGCUGAAGAAGCCUGUCAGCCUGGGCACCCCAGGCUCCCUCAAGAAGGGCAAGACCCCUCCGGUGGCCGUGACCUCCCCCAUCACCCACACGGCCCAGAGCACCCUCAAAGUGGCAGGCAAGCCCGAGACCAAAGCCACCGACAAGAGCAAGCUGUCUGUGAAGACCACAGGCCUGCAGCGCUCCUCCUCCGAUGCUGGCCGUGACCGUGUCGCCGAUGCCAAGAAGCCACCCUCGGGUCUCACGCGCCCCUCGGCCUCCGGCUCCUUCGGCUACAAGAAACCAACUCCCACCACUGGCACGGCCACCGUCAUGCAGGCUGGGGGCUCAGCCACGCUUGGCAAGAUCCAGAAGAGCUCUGGCAUCCCCGUCAAGCCGGUCAGCGGGAGAAAAACAAGCCUGGAUGUCUCCAACGCAGCUGAGCCGGGCUUCUUGGCUCCAGGGGCUCGUUCCAACAUCCAAUACCGCAGCCUGCCCCGGCCAGCCAAGUCCAGCUCCAUGAGUGUGACUGGUGGUCGCGGUGCGAACCGGCCAGUCAGCAGCAGCAUCGAUCCCAGCCUGCUGAGCACCAAGCAGGGCAGCAUCUCAGUGUCACGGCUCAAAGAGCCAUCCAAGAUUGGUGCUGGCCGUGGCGCACCAGCCCCUGUGAACCAGACGGACCGCGAGAAGGAGAAGGCCAAGGCCAAGGCGGUGGCGCUUGACUCUGAGUGUGGGACACUGAAAAGUGUCAGCUCACCUGAGAGCACCCCAAAAGCCCAGGCCAACCUCCCGCCGGUGGCCAAGGUGGCUGAGCUGCCCCCCACACCUCUCAGAGCGGCUGCCAAGACCUACGUGAAGCCUCCCUCACUGGCCAACUUGGACAAGGUCAACUCCAACAGCCUGGACUUGCCCUCUUCCAGCGAGCUGCACCCCCCACACACUGCCAAGCUCCAGGAGCUGCACCCGGCCGGCGGGCACCUUGCGCCCUGCUUCAGCCCCAGUCCUGCCCCCAUCCUCAACAUCAACUCGGCCAGCUUCUCCCAGGGCCUGGAGCUCAUGGGUGGCUUCAGCGUCCCCAAGGAGGGCAGGAUGUACCCCAAGCUCUCAGGCCUGCACCGCAGCAUGGAGUCCCUGCAGAUGCCCAUGAGCCUGCCCAGUGCCUUUUCAGGGGGCAGCACCACCACCCCCACCCCUGCUGCUGCACCCCCUGCCAACACGGAGGAGGAGGAAGAGGCAGGGGAGCUGGGCUGGAGUGGGAGCCCCCGGCUCGCACAUCUGGACAGUACCAACCGUGACAGGAACACACUGCCCAAGAAAGGGUUGAGGUACCAGCUCCACUCCCAGGAGGAGGCCAAGGAGCGGCGCCAUUCGCAGGCCGUCAGCAGUGGGCUCCCUGAGUCGGACGACCAGCAGGAGCUGCCCUCGCCCCCCGCCCUCCCCAUGGCGCUGGUUGGGAAGGGUCCGCUCACCAGCAUCGUGAGCCCCACUGCUGCCGCAGCCCCGCGGAUCACCCGCUCCAACAGCAUCCCCACCCACGACUCCACCUUCGAGCUGUACAGCACGUCCCAGAUGGGCAGCACCCUCUCCCUGGCUGACAAGCCCAAGGGCAUGAUCCGCUCGGGCUCCUUCCGGGACCCUGUGGAUGACGUUCAUGGAUCGGUGCUGUCCCUGGCCUCGAGCGCGUCCUCCACCUACUCCUCUGCUGAGGAGAAGAUGCAGUCUGAGCAAAUCCGCAAGCUGCGCCGCGAGCUGGAGUCCUCGCAGGAGAAGGUGGCCACCCUCACGUCCCAGCUGUCUGCUAACGCCAAUCUGGUGGCAGCUUUUGAGCAGAGCCUGGUGAGCAUGACGUCCCGCCUGCGGCACUUGGCUGAGACUGCUGAGGAGAAGGACACGGAGCUGCUGGACCUGCGAGAGACCAUCGACUUUCUGAAGAAGAAGAACUCAGAGGCUCAAGCUGUGAUCCAGGGGGCCCUGAACGGCACUGACGUCACCCCCAAAGAGCUGCGCAUCAAGCGGCAGAACUCCUCUGACAGUAUCUCCAGCCUCAACAGCAUCACCAGCCACUCCAGCAUUGGCAGCAGCAAGGAUGCCGAUGCCAAGAAGAAGAAGAAGAAGAGCUGGCUACGCAGCUCCUUCAACAAGGCCUUCAGCAUCAAGAAGGGACCCAAAUCAGCCUCAUCCUACUCUGACAUAGAGGAGAUUGCCACGCCGGACUCAUCGGCCCCCUCCUCCCCCAAGCUGCAGCACGGCUCCACAGAAACUGCCUCGCCCUCCAUCAAAUCCUCCACGUCCUCCUCCGUGGGCAUUGACACAGCUGAGCUCUUCCAGGCCCACGGCGAGGGUGAGCCAGAGAAGAAGGAGGUGUCAGAGCUGCGGUCAGAGUUGUGGGAGAAGGAGAUGAAGCUUACAGACAUCCGCCUGGAGGCCCUCAACUCGGCCCACCAGCUGGAACAGCUGCGGGAGACCAUGCACAACAUGCAGCUGGAGGUGGAUCUCCUGAAGGCCGAGAACGACCGGCUUAAAGUGGCUCCGGGGCCCUCGGCAGUGCCAGGCUCUGUUCCCGGCCACGUCACGAGCACAUCGGCCUCCUCUUCACCACGGCGUUCCCUGGGUCUUGCCCUUGGCCAUGCCUUCAGCCCCAGCCUGGGGGACGCAGACGUGUCCCCCAUGGAUGCUGUCAGCACUGGCACCCAGAAGGACGAGCUGAUGCUGCGGAUUGUGGUUCGCAUGCCGCCCCAGCACAUCAUCAAGGGAGACCUCAAGCAGCAGGAGUUCUUCCUGGGCUGGACCAAGGUGAGCGGGAAGGUGGACUGGAAGAUGCUGGAUGAGGCUGUCUGUCAGGUCUUCAAGGAUUACAUCACCAAGAUGGAUCCUGCUUCCACACUGGGUCUCAGCACCGAGUCUGUCUACGGCUACAGCAUCAGCCACAUCAAGCGGGUUCUGGACACGGAGCCGCCAGAGCUGCCGCUGUGCCGCCGGGGCCUGACCAGCAUCGUCGUGACGCUCAAAGGCUUGAAGGAGAAGUGUGUGGACAGCCUGGUGUUUGAGACGCUCAUCCCCAAGCCCAUGAUGCAGCAUUACAUCAGCCUCCUGCUGAAGCACCGGCGGCUCAUCCUCUCGGGACCCAGUGGCACUGGCAAGACCUACCUGACCAACCGCCUGGCCGAGUACCUGGUGGAGCGCUCGGGCCGGGACGUCACCGAGGGCAUCGUCAGCACCUUCAACAUGCACCAGCAGUCCUGCAAGGACCUGCAGCUGUACCUCUCCAACCUGGCCAACCAGAUCGACCGGGAGACGGGCACGGCAGAUGUGCCGCUGGUGAUCCUCCUGGAUGACCUCAGCGAGGCGGGCUCCAUCAGUGAGCUCGUCAACGGCGCGCUCACCUGCAAGUACCACAAAUGCCCCUACAUCAUUGGGACUACCAACCAGCCUGUGAAGAUGACCCCAAACCAUGGCCUCCAUCUCAGCUUCAGGAUGCUGACCUUCUCAAACAACGUGGAGCCGGCCAAUGGUUUCCUGGUGCGCUACCUGCGGCGGAAGCUGCUGGAGUCAGACACAGAUGUUAACGCCAACAAGGAGGAGCUGCUGCGUGUGCUGGAUUGGGUGCCCAAGCUCUGGUACCAUUUGCACACCUUCCUGGAGAAACACAGCACCUCUGACUUCCUCAUCGGUCCCUGCUUCUUCCUGUCCUGCCCCAUUGGAAUCGAGGACUUCCGGACCUGGUUCAUCGACCUGUGGAACAACUCCAUCAUCCCUUACCUGCAGGAGGGAGCAAAAGAUGGGCUCAAGGUCCACGGGCAGAAGGCAGCCUGGGAGGACCCCGUGGAGUGGGUGCGGGACACCCUGCCCUGGCCGUCAGCGCAGCAGGACCAGUCCAAGCUGUACCACCUGCCCCCACCCACCAUCGGGCCCCACAGCACCGUUUCCCCUCCCGAGGAGCGCACCGUCAAAGACACGACGCCCAGCUCCCUGGACUCGGACCCUCUGAUGGCCAUGCUGCUGAAGCUCCAGGAAGCCGCCAACUACAUCGAGUCUCCGGACCGUGAGACCAUGGUGGAUCCUGACCUGCAGUCGACUCUGUGAGGCCUGGACAUGCCGGCCCAGGCAGAGGGGAGCCGCUGCCAGCCACCGCUCCCACCGGGCUGCUUUUCUUUUCCUUUGGUAUCCCGGAGCAGAGGGCUGGCGAGCGAGUGGAGAGGAUCAGGGCUCUGGCACGUCCCGGCGGAGCGUGGGGGAGCUCAGCUCAUCCAUGGGAGAGCGUGAGGUGCUGUCUCCCCUCCCGACCCUGGGGGUAGGAGUAUCCUGGUUUCUCUUCUUGGUUUUUUUCUGUCUCUGUUGCAAACUCUCGGGCUUUGGGGCCAGGGCAACUGAUGUGGCUGACCCCCAGCUCCCGGGAGCUGCAGGAAGGCCCCUGUGUGGGGCAGGGACCCCACAGGAGCCACCUGGGCCAAACCUGGGGGGCACAGGAGGAGCGCGUGGCCACAGGACGAGAGUGCGGGUGCGAGGGUCUCCACCUCCCUCUGCACCCAGCCAGGUGUAGCCAAGGGCAGGCGACGAGGGAGCUGCUGCUGCAGGAAGCACUUGCCUUGUGCUGGCUGAGGAGGAGCGCGGCUCUUGCCGCUGUCUUUGUACGUUUCCCUGUUUCACCUGCAUGGCAGCCGCUGUGACCAGGACAGCCCAAUAAACCCUGUUUUGGUUAUUUUAUUUUGUUUCCCCUUUCCCAUUUUCCUUUGGCCGAGUCCAGACUUCACUUUGGUCCCUUUUUUGUUCUGGUUCUUCGCUCUCCUGGCCUGGAGCCCGUGGCCCGGUGCCCGCCCUGUAAGCAGCUCCCUUUCCCUUUGGUUUCUUUUGCAGCUGUUGGUUCCACCACUCAAACCACCUCUGUCACAAAACUGGUGCUUACUGGACAAUCUCCAGUCCCUGAACCCACCUCCUGGGGCCUCACAGCUUGGCUGAGAUGGGACUUGGCAGCUGGUGGCAGUGGGAUGCUCCUGGAGCAGCCCCUUGCCUGGCGGCUCCCCCCUCCCCAAAAGCACAAGGCAGGGUCCCCCCCCCGGCCAGGAUGCCAUGGGGCAUCCCCUCCCCACGGUACCUGGCCCUGGCCGAGGCCCGGGCAUGGGGAGGUUGCUGCUGCCCCAUCCCUGGGCAGCCGGACACCUGCCCCGUCCCAUCCCCUCAGUGCUGGGGGGCACAACCUGCCCCACGUCCCCUUGGUGCUGCCAGGCCCAGGGCUGCGGGUUGGUGAGCUGUGCCUGGGGUAGUCCCCGUGCCUCCCUGGGGCCUGGCAGGGUCUUGCCUUGACUCACGCCGGUGCUUUGGGAGCUCUUAGGACUACCAGGUGCCCUCUGAGCCCUGCCGUGCAGUGUCACGGGUGAGGCUCCUGGCAUGGAGGGGAUCAGCCCCGGUGCUGCUGCGGUGCCUUAAUCCCUGGCUGUGCGGGAAGGGGGUGCGGGGGGCCUGGGCUGGCGUCACAGCCUGCUCCGGCUGCAGUGGCCUGUGCCUGUCCCCAAAGCCAGCACAGCUGGGAUGGGACGGGGGUGCUGGCACAGGCCUGAGCACAGCCAAGCUGGGGCUGCUGCCCUCGGCACCCCUCACUCGUCUGUGCCUGAGCAUGAAUGUGGGGUGCUCAGCUGGGCCAGCACCUCCCUCCCAGCCGCCCCCCCGCCAGCUGCCAUCCAGCUCUGCUGCUGCUCGGCUGGGGCCCUGGAGAGCCUUUUGGGGAGGGGUGACCCAGGGCUGGGGCUGCCGAGCCCAUCCUGUCCCUGAGCCUUGCCGGCCUGGUAACUGGGCAACGUCAGCCCAGCCCUGUGCCGCAACUGCCGUGGCCUUCACGGGUGCCUCACAACCCUCCACAACCGGCAUCUCCUCUGAGGCCCAGCAUUGCCCCCGGUGCUGCUCGGAGGCAGCUGCCACCUCUGCCCUUGGUGCUCUCGGCCGGUGCGUCUUGCCUUGCCGCCUGGUGCAUCCCGGCCGCGGCACACGUGCCCCAUGGUGCUCACUUCUCCGUCUGUCCGACAGCCUCCCCACCGCCCCCCGGGCCGGCCAGCCUGGCCUCUUUGCACAGGGAUGUCCCUCCCCACGCUGGCUUGGACGCUAGGGCUUUCUGUUCGCCUUCUCUUGUGUUGCCGCCAUCGGCUAAGGACUCGCUGUAAAUAGAUCGGUAGUCGAACGCCCUGCGUGAGUUGGUGGGGCCUGGCCCUGUGCCUCUUUCCUUUUUUCUUUCUUUUUUUUUCUUUUUUUUCGUUCUCACUUUUUGUUUUUUUCCACUAUGUGAUAACUGUGCUGUGAUGACUUCUUUUCUGAUUGUAUGAGACACCGGCUCAGCAGCCGCUCGAGGCCGGCAGUGGUGACCCAGCUCUCCUCUCCAGCCCCUCUCGUCCUCCUCGGGGCUCUGGUGCCCAGGGCAGGAAGGGGCACGAUGCACCUUUGGGGGCUGCCCCGUGCCCUAAGGAGUCCCAUGGGUGGAGAGGGCUCACGCACCCCUCUUGCUUUGCAUGGUUUGCAGGCAGCCUUGGCUGGGCCUGACUUUCUUUUCUGAUGCUCCCAGGCAGCCACCAAAACAACCACGCUGUCCCUGUCACUGCCUGACCCGGGGCCGCACUGCCGGGCACCCCCAGCCUGUUUCCCGGGGGUUUGCCGCAUCCUUCCCUGGUGCGGGGCUGGCCGUGUCCCUAUAACCUCAGCUCGGGGCGUGCUGGAGGCGAGUGGCACGCUGUGGUGUAAGUCAGGAGGAAUCCCUGAGGGGAAGGGGAAGGGCGAGGGCGAUGCCAGCAGGAGUGCCCUGGGGUGGUGCAUAGUGGCAUCUUUUGCUGGGCUGGGCUUUCCUGGCUGGAGGGGACGGACGCUGCGGGGUUCCUGCCGGCUUACACUGAGCACCCCAUGUCCCCAAGCAUGGCAGCUGUCUGUGGGUCCUGGGGACAGAACGUCCCCCAGGGCUGCCAAUGUCUGUGGGCUGAGCCCCUGUCCCCGAGGAGACGGGUCCAAGGAUUGCACUAACUCAUCCCCCUGCCACCCCCAAGGGUGCCCGUCACCCCCGAAGGUGCCUGCUUUCCCAAGGGUACUCGUUAUCCCCAAGGGUGCCUGUCACCCCAUAGGAACCAGUUCACCCCCAAGGGUACCCGUCACCCCCAAAGGUGCCAGUUGCCCCCAAAGGUGCCCGUGGCCCCUGGGAGCCCUCCUGGGGGGCUGGAGCAGGGAGACGCCAGUGCACCCCCCUCCCGCCCCCUCGAGCUGCUGCUGCCCGGUGGCCUGAACCUUGCAAUUUUAGCUUUUUUCUAUUAAAAACAAACAACCUUUUUUUAAUUAAAUAAAAGACAAAAUGGACAAAUUCCUGUUUUAGAUGAUCUGUGUAAUUGACUGGGUUUUGUGUUUCUUAAUUGCAUGGUAUUCCUGCCGAGGGGUUUUAUAGCACUUUUUAAAUUUGUCUUUAAGAUUUUGGUCCAGAUUUCUACUGCUCUCGCCUGUCUGUCUUUGCUUUUUCCUUCAUCCUCCAAGUUUGUAAACUCGCUCCAUUUUAUACCUGAUGUUGAGACCCAACCCCACGUUGUACAUAGCUGCGGGAACAAUCAUAGGGAACAAACACCAUCUGGACUCUUUCCGUGAUUAGUUGUUUUUACUUAAAAGAAAUUUUAAAAGAAGUAUAAAAGGAAGCCAGGAAAAGGCUUGAGGAUAUUAUGGAAGACAGAAACAAAUCCAGCCCUGCACCAAGUCAGCUCCUGCUGCCCAUGCUGCCCGCACCAACUGGCAUGUCUCUUCUCGGUCGUCUGUCUAACACCAUUGGAUUCAAUAAAGUUAUCUCCUGUA